AUGGUGGAAUUCGGCUCGAUAACCCCGGCGAUGCCGCCGCCACCGGGGCAGUCGUCAAAUUUCAUCAACCCUGAAUACAUCGGCACGAAAUUCCUGGUGGUCAACUGUGUAUUUCUGCCGCUUUCUGCCAUCGCAUUGCUGGUGCGGACAUGGACUCGCCUUUUCAUCGUGCGUAGUUUCCGGUCGGAUGAUUAUUUGAUGAUUUUUGCCUGGAUUCUGUCAUGUGUGCUGACAGGGGUGACACUUGAAAUGCUCAAUCGAGGCCUGGGAAGACAUAUGUGGGAUGUGCACGCGACGGAUUAUUCUCCAUGGUUCCUGAAGUUGAACAUGAUCUCGGCCAUCUUCUACUGCGCUGCCACCGGAUUUACCAAAGUCUCCGUCCUAAUUUUCUACGUUCGCAUCUUCCCAACUCGAACGUUCCAUAUCUGCGUCUGGGCCAUUGCAGCCAUUGCGGUUCUAUACAACGUGGCGAGCGUUUUCGCCAAUUUCCUGGGCUGCACUCCCAUUGCGAAGACCUGGGACAUGACAAUAACGAAAGGCACCUGCAUGAACCGCCCGGUAUUCUACUUUGCCAAUGCCGGGUUGGGAAUCUUCACAGAUUUUGCGACUGUUCUGGUUCCAAUUCCCUGGCUCCGUCGAUUGCAGAUGCCGUUGCGCCAGAAAAUCGCCGUUGCUUUGAUCCUGGCAACGGGAUGCUUUGUGGGAAUUGUUAGCUGUGUCCGUCUAGCGACUCUCUACGACUUGCUCAAAAGCCCGGAUCUGACCUGGGCCACCACCGACGCCCUAAUGUGGUGCACGAUCGAGCUAAACCUCGGCAUCACGGGGGGUUGCGUGACAGCCAUGCGUCCAUUCGUUCGCCGGUAUUUCCCCCGAUUAUUAGGCCUAUCCAGCGCCGAGAAUACGUCACGCUCGAAAAAGUACGCGCACCCUCUGGGAUCCAUUCCUCGCUCGCAGCCGGACUUUGCGACCCCGCGAGAUCACCAGUAUUCGACAACCGCCCACGCUCAUAACGAUAGCGAGGAGUACAUUCUGUCGCCGUCUCCCGGUCCCAAAGAAGACGGAAUCCUGCGCACUGUGGAGUUUGACAUUGAGAACUCCGGGAGACGUUAA
Aspergillus steynii IBT 23096 is the source of this 1110-nucleotide messenger RNA. RefSeq lists its product as uncharacterized. The record is from RefSeq and is a predicted model, not a curated record. The transcript is spliced from 8 exons. Lineage: Eukaryota; Fungi; Ascomycota; Eurotiomycetes; Eurotiales; Aspergillaceae. Bases 1 to 1110 code for a protein of 369 amino acids.